GAAGGAGAUAGUGGGUUUUGCUGUGUUGUGCAAGAUUUUGCAAAUGCGUGAAGUUUAAGGUUGUCUUGUUUUAGGGUCAUUCCGUCAUUGUUUGUUGAUUGUAAAGCUGGCGUUUUGAUGUCGAAGGGUACAAGAUAUGAUUCAAACAUUGCCUUUGUGGGUACACAGAAAAUGCAAACAGAGGAAUCUUUUUCUUGUCUCUGUAAUAGCCUAAUGCCUAUGCUUCGUCAUCAUUGUCCUCAUCAUCAACCUUCUUCUUGCUUUGGUGAAGGAGGAGAAGAAAUCAGCAGUUUAGGCGCUAUAUACGAUGCUGCCACCGCAUCCACUGCCGCCGCCGUCGCCGCCACCGCCUCUGCUGCCGGUUCAGUAAUGACUUCAAAAUCUCUGCAUCAUCACUUUAGCAGUACUGAGCCGUCCUUUACGUUCAAUCCCCUAGAAGCUGUGAAUGUGAGGGUUCCUUUCACCGCAGCACAAUGGCAAGAGCUGGAGAGACAGACUGCAAUAUUCAAGUACAUAAUGGAUUCUGUUCCUGUCCCUCCUAAACUCCUCAUACCCAUCACCAAAUCCCCAACAAACACGAUAAAAGGGUCUGUGGAAUUGGGGUUUCCGAGCAAUAACUCCACAGAUCCAGAGCCAUGGAGGUGCAGAAGAACAGAUGGGAAGAAAUGGAGGUGCUCAAGAGAUGUGGUUCCCAAUCAGAAAUACUGUGAACGACACUCUCAUAAGAGCCGUUCCCGUUCAAGAAAGCCUGUGGAAUCACCAGCACACUUUCUCAACAACAACGAUGUCAAGUCUCUAACACUCAACAUUUCUGCAUCAAACACCACCAAACCCCAUCAAAAUCCUCACCUCCUAUUAUCCUCCACACCCCAUUUUGACCCACCAAGGUGUUCGGAGCGGUUCUCAAAAGGGGAUUCUAACGUCCCUUUUGCUUGGAAUUCAAACCAAGUGCGGCAGGGGAUGAAGACACAGAGCAGGAGGUAUGGUGAAAAUGAGAGUGAUUUUCAGCUCAAUUUGCAAUCUGCUGGAGGACCAAUAAAUCUCAACCUGACACAUUCAGAAGAGACAAGGGGAUUUAUUGAUGCAUGGUCAAUUGCAGAUGGAGGGGGUUCUGGCUCUGGCACUAAUGGAAUUGCUAGCACCAAGUGCUUUGUUUCCUCAAACCUUAAGCUACCACCAUCAUCCCUCACACUGUCAAUGUCAGGUGGAGAUGCAAUCCGGAAUGACAACAAUGAAAAUGGGCAAAUGGACGGUUUUGAAAACAUGGGUUUGAGACCCCAGUGGAUGAGUUCGCCUUCGCCGCCUGGUGGACCCUUGGCUGAAGCACUGUGCCUCGGCAUUGCAAGUAGUCAAAGCGCCAAUACCCGUAGCUGCAACAAAAGCAUGUAUGGAGACGAUGUCUAAGUACUCAUAUUGACUGAAAGAAGAAUGAGCAAGCAUCAGAGUACUUAGGCUAUUUCAUCCCCCUACUAAUUUGCUUUUAAUGGGGAGAUGAUUUUGUAGUCUUUGAGUUUGAUUUGUAAUUUCUGCCUCCUUAUUUUGGCUGCUUUUACCCUUGUUUGUAUUUUAUCUUCGGAACGGUGGCUUUCUUGU
This is a messenger RNA of Rubroshorea leprosula, 1593 nucleotides long. The record is from the annotation of a GenBank genome assembly. NCBI's taxonomy places the organism in Eukaryota, Viridiplantae, Streptophyta, Magnoliopsida, Malvales, Dipterocarpaceae.